This is a messenger RNA of Peniophora sp. CBMAI 1063, 558 nucleotides long. The record is from the annotation of a GenBank genome assembly. NCBI's taxonomy places the organism in Eukaryota, Fungi, Basidiomycota, Agaricomycetes, Russulales, Peniophoraceae.
AUGUUCAGAAUAUCAGCUUCCACUUCGACCUCUGCACGCCUGCUCGCUCAACAGGUACGAGCUCGGCAUCUGAAUACCGUUGCUUCAGAAGUAGAUGUUCGUCCUCGUCUUAUGGCUGAGCUCAAGAAUGCCAUGAAGACCAAAGAUACUAUGGCUUCCACAACUAUCCGGUCGGUACUUUCGGAAGUCUAUGCUGCGGACAAAACCUCCUCGGAUUCUAGGGCCAGUCCUUCGGCGGUCCUGCUUCUCCUUCGAAAGGCUGUGGCUCGUCGGACCGAAUCAGCUGCCCAGUUCAUACAAGCUUCACGACCUGAUCUUGCCGAGAAGGAGCAACAAGAGGCUGAGCUGCUGACCAAGUUUCUUCCAGCUCUGAUGCCUGAAGGUGAUGUGGAUGACAUACUCAAGGGUAUAUUGGCCAGCGAGGGACUCAUCACUCCCGGGGCCGAUCCUCGCAAAGCGACAGGAAAACUGUACAAGGCAUUCUUCGCUCGUGUGGAUCGUUCGCUUGUAGAUCAGGACAUCCUCAAGCGCCGCAUUGAGGCAGCCUUGGCUGCGUAG